CGUAAUAGAGUUCACUAGACACUGCUAGCGUCUCUUCUUGCAGCAAUUACUUACUUAUGGGAUAACCCUGCUUGUCUCCGCACCCCAUGUCGUCCUACACGUCGUCCCCGACAUUCGAUAAUGCAGCCAGCUAUUUAUCAACGGCAGCAUCCCUGUCCUCGGUGUCCAAUGCGAUCAAGCUUGAGCUCUAUGGCCUCUACAAGUACCUCACAGUAUCGCAUACACCAAACACAUCGAAGCCAUCCAUAUUUGACAUGACUGGGAGAGCAAAAUGGGAUGCUUGGAAUGCUACUAGCAAGACGUAUGGUGACCGCGCUAACGAAGCGGAGGCUCGCUACAUCGCUCUAGCCCGGGAGCUGGGCUGGUCAGAAGACAAAGCUCCUACGCCUGUGGGCGAGCUCGACUUGGAUGCAGAUGAUGGCGAAGCUGCUGGGUCAAGUCAGGGAGGAGGAGAAUAUGGCUUCGCUAUGUCUGUCAGUACGAUGAGCACGUCCGACGAGAGGAGCGGGAGCGCCCUCAACGAUCUCGCCAUUGCUGGGAAUACACCCGCAUUGCGGGCAUUCCUCGACGCAAAUCCGGGCGUCGAUGUCAACGCAAAGGACGAGAAUGGCUACACACCAUUACAUUUGGCAUGCGACAGAGGCCGUGCAGAAGUGGUGCGCCUCUUGCUCGAGCGGGGCGCUAAUCCGAGCAUAAAGGACGACGAUGACCUCACUGCGAAGGAGCUUGCAGAGGUAUCCGGACAUGAUGAAAUAAUAGGUGUGCUAAAGGCUGUGUGAAUUAGAGAUAUGGGGAUAUGGGGAGAUGACUGAAUGCAUACGCUACUGCGAAUAUGUGUGUGCAACCAUGCCAAGCCGAAACAUCUCCUGCCUCUCUUCGAAAUCCCCUAAUGGUCGCAUCAAACC
Messenger RNA from Rhodofomes roseus, 905 nucleotides. RefSeq names its product ankyrin. NCBI's taxonomy places the organism in Eukaryota, Fungi, Basidiomycota, Agaricomycetes, Polyporales, Fomitopsidaceae. The record is from RefSeq and is a predicted model, not a curated record. Gene Ontology annotation, molecular function: protein binding; fatty-acyl-CoA binding. The transcript has 4 exons. The coding region runs from base 87 to 779 and encodes 230 amino acids.